AUGAAGAAGUCCAGAAAGAUGAAGGAAGAACGGCAGGUAGUUGCACCCGCAACAAGAGGCAGGUGCUCUCGUAGGAACCAGCAGGAAGGCGAGUCCUGUGGUGGUGAGUGGUAUGGGCGAGAUGAAACUAGAAUGGAGUUGACCAAAGAGUAUUUGUAA
Messenger RNA from Colletotrichum graminicola M1.001, 159 nucleotides. RefSeq lists its product as uncharacterized. The transcript is spliced from 2 exons. NCBI's taxonomy places the organism in Eukaryota, Fungi, Ascomycota, Sordariomycetes, Glomerellales, Glomerellaceae. Bases 1 to 159 code for a protein of 52 amino acids. The record is from RefSeq and is a predicted model, not a curated record.